Notodromas monacha is the source of this 893-nucleotide messenger RNA. The record is from the annotation of a GenBank genome assembly. NCBI's taxonomy places the organism in Eukaryota, Metazoa, Arthropoda, Ostracoda, Podocopida, Cyprididae.
AGGAAAUUUUCUGAUAAUUGUUCUGCUUUAUAACUUUCGUAUAAACUUCAAGUAUGGAAGAUCUUGAAAUUUUAAGCGAGCUGUCGUUGUCCGGUGUUGAUUCUACCGACGAAAAACGUGGAAAUUCCAAGGCGAAGAAAGACGAAACUUUACUUAAGCUUCAGAAAGAACGUGAAGUCAUUGAAAAGCUCGAGAAUUGUCCAAUCGCCCUGAAGCUUAUUCUGGAAGAAAUUGGUCGAGUCAGCAGUGGUAGACAGGAUCCCUUGAAAUCAGUUGAUCUGAAUCGUGACAUUCCGAUCAACCUCCAUACUCGUAUAAAAAUCCCCUGCAAGGAAUUUCCGAAGGAGGAAGAACUCCGUCAGUCGAAAGAUCCGAAAUUCGCCCAUCUUCAUGAAGAAUUACAUCUGGAUGUUCACGCCUAUGCAUCACCAUCCCUGGCUCAUGCUCGAAUGGCUUAUGCUCUGUCAGAAUUGCGCAAAUUCUUGAUUCCCGUUAGCGUACACAUGAGAAAUGGUAUGCAGCGGUUUGGCGGUAAUAUGCCGAACGGCCAAAGCAACAUUAUCCAGCAACAGACUUCCGCCGAGAUCAAUCGACAAAAAGUUAUGUCCAUCCUUGAUAAAGCGAGGAAGAAUCAGAUGGAAUUCGCGUCAGGGAACUCCGCUAUUGGACUGGGAUCCUAUCACUCCAACUAUGGGGAUGGCUACUUCGGCGGAAAUGGAGACUAUGGUGGUGGAUAUGCAGGUAGGUCAAAAAUGUCUGCUGCCAACGUUCCGAGUACAUUAAAUCUAAAAUGGAAUAAAAUCUCCCAUGGAGGUCACGGUCAGCAAGGAAUGGGCUCGGGUGUGAAUGCCAUGCAAGCUAACCAAAGAAGAUCUGCCGCCCUUUGGCUUUAA